This is a messenger RNA of Contarinia nasturtii (swede midge), 2163 nucleotides long. RefSeq lists its product as uncharacterized. The transcript is spliced from 8 exons. Lineage: Eukaryota; Metazoa; Arthropoda; Insecta; Diptera; Cecidomyiidae. The coding region runs from base 452 to 1738 and encodes 428 amino acids. The record is from RefSeq and is a predicted model, not a curated record.
UGGUAAUAUUCAGAGAGAAAAACACACGCAAUGAAUAUACCGACCUGGAUCGAAAUAUACGGAUAAGGAUGACGCUUUUGUGCGUCAAUUUUGUAGGGACAGAACGAAAACGAUUCCACUGUAUAUAUGAAUGUGUUCAAAUUUCCAUCGAGACGGUGUAAUUGACAAAGAUAGGUAGAGAUAAUGUGAAAGAAGGAAAGAAAGGACACACACAACAACAACAACCGAAUAAAACGAAAGAAAGAAAGAGAAUGAGAGAAAAAAGGAAGCGCGACUCAAAAAUUGUACUCGAAUGAAAGAAAGUUCAUUCGCACAGCAACAUCGGUUUGAUAAAAAAGGCAUGGGGUUUUAGUCUACCAAAUCAUUUCAGUCAGUACUGUUUUAAGGCAAAUUCAAUAAGACAUUACGAGAUUUUAUUUUCGGCAGCUAGUGGACAACUAAAAUCGAUUACAUGAUGUCGGAUACAGAAGAAGACUCAAGCAAUUCGGAGAAUAAUUGGCCAAUGAACGAAGACUGGAUGUUAGAUAUAUUGAAGGAUGAUGAUAAAUCAGAGGCUAAAGUCAAAAUCAAUUAUUUUAGUGCCAAAUCAAUAUGUCAACACGGCGUUAGCAAUUUGAGUGAUUUAAUAAUGGCUUCCAUCAAAUAUGAAAUAGGUGAAAACAGGAGUGAAAAGCAAUUAGACAUCGUCAUAAAGCUUUUGCCACAAGACCCAUUUGGCCGCUAUUUUGUGACGAUAAAUCAAUUUGAUUUGAGAGAAAUUCAAUUCUAUACGAAGAUACAUUCCGACUUAAUGACCUUUCAAAAUGCGCAUUUGAAAACCGGUUGCGAACCAAUAGUGAUAGCGGUGCCAAAAUGUUUUUAUUCUAAGUAUAAAUCUGGUUUCUCCGAUGCACCAGACGAUAAUUCAAGCCCAGAGCCACCAGAGAGUAUACUAGUUUUACAAGAUAUGCGUCCCUUAGGAUUUAAGGCUGUGAAUUUGUCGAAUGGUUUGAGUUUGAAUGAAGCUGAAGGUGCGAUUACAGCAAUAGCUGCUGUGCAUUCGUUAACACUGGGCAUGAAAUUGAAGGAAAAGGUUGAUCUCAAUGAAAAAUAUCCCUUUUUGUUUCAAAUAGCAAAGGCAACCGAUAGUUAUCAGCAAUUGGUUGAGCAAGGUUUUCCACAGUUGGUGAGCUUUCUGAAGGGAGUUAAUGGAUUCAGUAAUGAAUUGGCCGCCCUGGAAGUCAUUCGAAUAAAAACCAAAGCAAUUAUUGAGAAAUUACUACAGCCCAUUGAACCGAUGGGUUUGAUAACACACACUGAUUUUUGGUGCAAUAAUUUGUUGCUUAAGGAACAACAAACAUCCAAUAUCGAUGACAUGAGCAAUGAACACGUAGACUGUGUCAUUCUUGAUUGGCAAAUGAUUACCUACAGUCGGCCAACCAAUGAUCUCGCCUUAUUGAUUUUGUCAUCGUUACCGUCGAAAGUGCGACGCGACAACACACAGAAGCUACUAAAUCAUUAUUAUACGAUGAUGAAAGAGAAUCUUAACAAGAUCAACAUUGAUAUUGAAGUGACAUUGAAUUACACAAAAGAAAAACUACUUGACGAUUACAAGAAAUCACAAGUAUUGGCUCUUUUGCUGUGCAUCGGAUCGGCUGACAUUGCAUUAGGAAAUCAACAAGCCGAACAACGUUUUCUCGAUGUCCUUCGUGAUCUUUACAAAGAUGGUGUUCUCAAUAUUGAAGAAUUAUCCUUUUAAGUAGACAACCUACCACGUAUAAGGCAUAAAAUAUACACAUAUAUUAGAAAGUUUCGAACAGAAACCGCAUAAUAAAAAUCGAAUACACAAAAAUAUCACCGAUAGGGACAUAUUUUAACAUAGCACGUACAAUACUAAACACUAUGCAAUAAAGCAACAGCUAUUAUUUAAAGAAAAUGAGUAAAAUACGAAAUUAAUCUAUUACACCGAAGAUUGGAAAUUGAUAACAGCGCUUUAAUUAACCUCCAUAUUAAUCAAAAUCAAUAUCAAUUUCGAUGCGAGCAUGUGUGCAUUGGAGAAGAAAAAACAUGCAUCACGAAAGAAUUAAACCGAAAAAUUGAAUGUUUAGAAUAAAAUUUAGUACAGCAAUAGCAGCAACAACAAACUAUAGCGUUGAAUAAAGUACAGUAAAAUCGAAUUUAAAA